AUGCCCGAGGACUUCGCCUUCAGGACGGAGGUGGACUCGAGCAUGGUGUCUGGCUACGAUGCUCAAAUAUCCCCGGGAGCCACCCCCUUAGAAGCCGACCCGCCGCACACGCCUCUCCCAGUGACGCCACUGCCAGUCGACUCAGCCAGUUCUUCGCGAAACUCUGGGGCCAUGGAUGUUCUUGUUCACAAGUUGAGCAGGCAGACUCUGAGGCAGAUUUCACAACAAGACUCACAACGCAGUCUGCACAUGGAAGCAGAAGAGCCAGUAGAGAGUGCGGACUCGACUUGGACACAACUCCAAGCGCCUAUAUCGGCAUUGGGUCCAAUACCAGAGUCGCCCAUGCAGGUCGACAGCAGCCAACCGCCGCAACCUCGAGUCGGCAACCACUCAACACAACAGGUGCAGGAGUCGGAGUCACAGCUCGGAAAGCCUCAAACGGAGGACGCUGCUCUCUGUAAACACCCCGAACACAAGAAACUGCGGCGGCAGACAGAGACCAGGCCCAACAAGAGCGCUUCGAAUCUUCGCACACUGAGUCUUGUUACGGGCAUGAUUGAAAACGGUGUGCAAUGCAACGUGCAGGCGCCGGCAUCGGCCACGCCAACCACGAUACCACCGAUAUAUUUACCAUGCCGAACGACGUACAUCAAACCCGACAGUAACCCGAUCUAUCACAUGCGCAACAACACGCCCGCGUUGGAAAUCGACCCGGAAUGCUCUGAACAAGACCACGAGGCUCUACUCCACGACACUCUUGGCCUCCGAUAUGCGAGUGCGCCGGCAGGAAUCAGUAAAUACGGGUUCCAACGACACCGAUCAGCAUCCGAAGCUGCUGCUGCUUGUAAGAACAUGAAGAGGAACGUGGUUCGUAUGCGGCGGCGAAAGAAGACUACCGAUUAA
Anthostomella pinea is the source of this 903-nucleotide messenger RNA. The record is from the annotation of a GenBank genome assembly. Lineage: Eukaryota; Fungi; Ascomycota; Sordariomycetes; Xylariales; Xylariaceae.